AUGGUUAAGAGGUGCAUCCGAUGUCGCAUCUACAACACUCGUCCUUACGAAACUCCAAUGUUUCCCCCACUACCAACAAGCAGAACAACUACCGGAACACCAUUCGAAUCAACGGGACUGGACAUCUGUGGACCAUUACAAACAAAGGAUGGACCAGCAUACGUACUGUUACUGACCUGUCUUCGUACCAGGUCAGUACAUUUGGAGCUUACGGACUCCAUUAAGACAGAAGACAUUCUUAAUGCGAUGACCAAAUUCUGCGCUCGUAGAGGAGUUCCGCGAUAUAUCCUUAGCGACAACGCCACCUACUUUGUCGCUGGACGAAAAAUGUUUUUGGAAAAAUAUGGACACCUUCAAAACAUCACAUGGACGCACACCACACCUAACGCUCCAUGGCGCGGAGCGACAUAUGAGAGAUUGAACAGAAGUCUAAAAGAAGGAAUCAAACGGACCCUGGGACGAUCACGACCUUCAUAUAAAGAACUGGAAACCCUUGUCAUCGCAAUUGAAGGAACUCUUAACAAUCGUCCUCUGCUUCCGUUAUACGACGAUAACGACAGCUUUGAAGCCCUGCGACCGGUGGACUUCUUACGACCAAACGGAACCAGGUACGAUGAAAAUGGUGAUACAGCGAACGAAUCAAGCGAUCCAGACUUCGUGAUAAAGGCAUACAAAAUCAAUGAGCUGCGACAACUUUACGACAAGUUCAAUGAAAGGCUUGACAAGUUUUGGGCACGAUGGAGAAAGGAAUACUUGGACACAUUGGCCGAUCGUGGAAACUAUCAAGAGAAGCAAACUCUCAUUCCGAAACCAGGAGAACUGGUGAUCCUGGAAGAGCCAGAACAACCGAGAGGAGAAUGGAAAAUGGCCAGGAUCAAAAGAGCAAUCAAAUCCAAAGAUGGGAUCACGAGAAACUGCGAGAUCAUUCUGCCUAAUCGGAAGACUGCAAUCCGAGCAGUCAAUUUAUUACAUCCAUUAGAAAUAGGAGGAGAAGUUGAAGGAGAAGAAUUGGACUACAAGACGAAGGAGGACCUGGAGAGAGAGCAAAAACAACCUGUUCUGGCUAGAUGUGGACGUCCAAGGCGAAACAAAUUAAUCGACUACACCCCUCUAUUAAUGUUGUUAACAUUGGUCAUUGGAGGCGUCAAUGGUCAAACGAAUCAGCCCAAGUUGUGUCUCGGGAAGACCCGAGUUCUAUGGAGGAUGCCAGAUGUGGCCAGUUGUGAUUACGACUUGUCCGUCAACAGCGACGUUGGGAAGCCAAGACGGAUAGAACUCUACAAAAGAAACACAAUCGAAUUUCAUUCUCCGGCCUAUAUAUGUCGCUUGGAGGCAACGACCGUAAGGCAACAGACGCUGUUGAACGGCGUCCCAGAAGUUCGAGAAGACCAAAACCCACCCGAAGUGCUAUCAGAAGAAGAAUGUAAGAAGAUGAUUGUGGAAAGAAAAUGCAAACAUGGAGAAUUAGUAAAAGGGAAGUCGAUUUACCGGACACACAACACAGUUAGCAUCGACCCACCAAACAGAAUCAUGACCUUCUUAAAUGGAGAAAAAGUGGAGGUCAAGAGAAACUGCCUCCUGCUGGAAACAAAGGUUUUCGCCCACUACGGGAGCCCAUCAGCAACGUCGGCAAUGGGAGACCUAUCUGGCUGCACUUAUUCCGCUGGAAUAUGCCGUACCAAGGAAAACGAAAUAUUCGUGUGGAAAGUCAACCAAACGCAAAGGUGUGAAUUUGUAAAGGCUUAUCAAGGAGUUGGCGUGGUCACCGAUAAGUCUGCCGUGAUCGAAGAUCUGCACGCCAUGGUCACAUUCAACACCACCAUUACAAAAUCAGAUUGCAAUCAAACAAUAAUCCCAACAGAUCAAGGACUUGGAAUUCGUAUCGGUCCCCCAAUCAAAAUUCGUGGAAUUCAAGACGAGACUCCUGACUUACCAACGCCGGCGCCAUUUAUCCAGCCAAAGGAUCUACCUACAAUGCCAACAACUACACUUCGGCCAACAAGUCGACCGACGACUACACGGACAACCCCAAUACGAACAGAACCUCCGCGAAGAACUACAACGACAGCGACAACGAAGACAACUCGUACAACUACAACUGGAAAAGGAUCUGGAAAUCCUUCACAGAUGUUUGGUUUAAUGGAGUUGCUAAGGGGAGCAACCAAGGAGGACAUGAUGGCAAAAGGAUACGACGAGGAAACCAUUGACAAAUUCCUCGCCAAGAUGAAGCCAAGAUGGUCACGACAAGCAAAUUUGGAUGUAUCCGAUGAGGAAUCGUCGGAUUUGCAGUUCGCCGAAUACUACACCCUCAAGCAAAUGCGACAUCUGGCAAGAGCGAUGUGUGCUAUGCUGCGCGAACAUUCAACGAGGAUUCGAGAAGUCAUAUCCAUCAAUCCGACUGUUACUAUGCAGAGACUGCUGAACCGGACGAACAUUGUAGCCAACCGUUUGAGCGACGAUAUCGUUGAAGUUGAGAUGUGCCACAGUCUGAACAAGAAGGAGUACCAAUUCAAACCUAGUCCCGACGAAUGCGUAAUACCCAUCAGGAUCAACCAAUACAACACCACAUUGUUCCUAAAUCGUCACACGCAAAUUCUCCACCGUUCAAAGGAAACUGCAAAAGAAGAAAAUUGUGGACCUACAAUGAAUGUAAUCAUCGACGGCCAAGUCUACGAAUACAACAGAAUGACGGGAAAGACAACACCAAUUAAAGAACAAGCCAAGCAAGUGAAACUUGAAGAAAAGGACCAAUGGCAUUUUCUGGAUCAACAAUACAUUUUCAAAGACAUCAUACUCCACAAAAGCAACGUGUUCCAAAACUGUCAUCUCGAUUACUUAUCAGCCCCAAAGUUGAUUGCAAAAUUUAUUUUUGAAUCGACUAUAAAGCGGUUCGUUUAUGUUCUGGGAGAGUUUGUGAUUAUCAUGAUUUGGACGUGUGCCUUCAAAAAACAGCUUUUUGCAAGCAUUCCUGCGUUCGUUGAGGUGAUUAUCAGUUGGAGGUUUUUGGUGCUCCCGCAAUCUUUUCCGUACUUACAGAAAAACAUUUUUUUUUCUACGAUUGUCACCACUUUCGUAAUCGCUUGUUUGAAAAAAAAUUUGAAGAUUAGCCUGUCGGGAAAAUAA
Molecule: messenger RNA, 3123 nt
Organism: Bursaphelenchus xylophilus (pine wood nematode)
Lineage: Eukaryota; Metazoa; Nematoda; Chromadorea; Rhabditida; Aphelenchoididae
Source: the annotation of a GenBank genome assembly